AUACAAGAAACGCGCCCAUGCAAUGCAAGGCAUGAAUUCGAUCAGUUACUAAUCAAGAUAUUCACAAUAGAGAAAGUCUGUGGAUGUAGAAAAUGCAAAAGUAAACACAAGAUCUUGAGAAUUAGUUGAGGAAUAUCUCUUCACUCUGGUUAAGAAGACGUGUUUUCAGUUCCCCAUAUAUUAUUUGCAUUCUGCCAUCUGUAACGAAGUACAAAUGAUUGGGUUUUCUGAGAUUCGGACCUCCCUUGGACUUGCGAGAGAUCCAUAGGCCUACCGAGUCGGACUUACCAGCUUCAAUCAACAAGAAACAAGAAUUGGUGAGAAGCCAAAUCGUAGAAGUCGACCCUAAAACUAUGAAAGUGCAUUAGCUUGAAAGCUAUAUGCCAGAACCAGCUAGAGGAUAGAUAAGUGGAGAGUCUGUGAGGACAGACGCACAAAAGAUUGGUUUUCUGAGAUUCGGACAUCCCUUGGACUAAAUUGUCUAGAUCUAUUCCGACUUACCAACUUAAAUCAGAGAUGAGAACUGGUGAGAAGAAAAUCGUAGAACUCAAAGCACAAAGAAAUCAAUCAUACGGAAGCGCAUAGACUAUGGAAGCUAUUUAGAACCAGGAUAGAUAGGUGGAAAGUGAAGAAAUCAGUAUAUGGGAAAGACAUUCAAGACCUUAAACCUUGAAGAAGUACUCUCCGAAAAGCGCAGACGCUCUUCUGGAGAGGGUUUUGCUUUGUCAAGAGAAGUAGGCCUAUACACUCCCCAAAAAAGCAUAAACGUUGUCCUGGAGAGGGUUAUGCUGUGCCAGCUCCUGCUUGUGGUCCAGGUGAUGUGGUGAUCAUAUGGUGCACUAUAGGUGCAUGUCUGUUCCCUCUCUCUAACAGCAUUUUAUGACAGUGAGAAAGAUAUUAAACGUAGGGGGUUCUGUCGCACUUUUUUUAAUUACUGGAGGGGACGUAUAUAUGGAAGUCUUUCCGAACGUUUGAGGACAAUCCUGAGGAGAAAGGAAACGCGAUUUUCAGAGGAAAGUAGGUCGAGAUGGGGACAUCGCUGAGCUCUAAGAAACGCUUUCACCAUUACGAUGUGACGGUGGGCACGGGGGAUCUCAAAGGCUCGGGCACGGACUCCCAUGUCUACAUUGCACUGCAUGACAUCAAUGAAAACAGGUCCAUUGACAUUGAACUUAACUACGUACUACAGAACAAUUUCAAGCGCGGUUCCACGGACCACUUUCGAAUAUCUUCCGGUGUCACAUCACUAGCUGACCUUAAGUUCAUCGAGAUUUGGCGGGACACCACGGGGCUCUUCGAUGACUGGUUUUGCGAGAUCAUCACCGUGGUCGACCUCCGAACCAAGAAGAAGUUCGUGUUCCCCGUUCACCGAUGGAUCCAGCCUCAUAAGGUCAUCCACCUCCAACAGUACGAUAUGGCGCUGCCGCAGGACGACGAGAAGGCCGAUCAACGUCGAGAAGAGCUCGAGUCGAGGAAGCAAACUUAUCAGCUAGCACAUAUCGAGAAUAUAGAUAUACCAAGGAUCAAAAACUUUCCAAGUGACGAGGCCUUUUCUGAUGAUUACAAGUGGGACAUUCGCAGUAUCGCUCUCAAAGUCGGGAUCGCUGCCAAAAUCCGUCAAUUCACGACCGAAAAAUUCAAAUCCCUGGACGAUGUCGAAGGCCUCUACAACCCUCCUCUUCUCCCUAAACCGUUGGCGGUACACAAUUGGAGAUGUGACAAAGAAUUCGGUUAUAACCGAAUGAAUGGUUGCAACCCGAGUCAUAUCCGAAUAUGCACUCAAAUUCCGGAUAGUUUUGCAGUGAAUGAAGAAGCCUUGAAGCCCAUACUUGAAGGCAUGACGAUCAAGGAGACGAUUGAAAGAAAGCGACUUUUUAUCAUCAAUUUCGAGUUCUUGCGUGAUCUACCGUGCCAAGACGGAGAACAGAUAUGCGCACCAAAAGCGUUGUUUUUCGUGAACACUGAUAAAUACGUGGUACCUGUCGCCAUUCAGCUAUUUCCCGACCCAGCGGAUGAUAAUCCAGUUUUCUACCCGACUGAUCCGGAGUACACGUGGCUCCUUGCCAAAAUGUACUUUUGCAACGCCGACGUCUGCAUACACCAAGCCGGAUCUCACUUUGGAAUGACACACAUCGUCAUGGAGUCGGCUGCCAUAGCAACGCAUCAUUGCCUGUCUCCAUCGCACCCCAUAUUCCGUCUUCUUGCGCCUCAUUUUCUCUUCAUCAUCGCAAUCAACAACAAAGGCCUAGAUCUCUUGAUGGGUAAAGGUAGCGUUUCCGACACCCUGAUGGUUACAGGGACUGCAGGGGUGAAUGAAAUCAUCAACCGCAUUUGGAAGAACUGGAGUCUUGACCGUCAAGGAUCUUUUUUGAAAGACCUGCGGGAUCGGGGUGUGGAUGACCCGGAAGUGCUUCCCAAUUACCACUACCGGGACGACGCACUCUUAUUCCACAGUGCCAUUCAGAAGUAUGUGAGGACCAUCGUCGAAUACUUCUACGAUUCGCCUGGUAAGAUCGAAGGAGACCAUGAACUUCAAGAGUGGGGCAGAGUUCUCUCAGGAUCGAAGUCAAAGACUGGAGAAAUCACAGUCAAAAUGAAGGGCGUCCCCAACGACGGCAACUUUCGGACAACCGAAGAUAUUUCAGAGGUCGUGACGAAUUUCAUCUUUAUCUGUAGCGUCACCCACGCGGCAGUGAACUUUGGGAUGUAUGAUCAGUACGCCUUCCCGCCAAGCUAUCCGGGCUGGCUCCAUGGGGACCCACCUUCAUCAAAGGACCCUGUCAGUGAAGAAGAGGUCUUCUCUCGGCUUCCUUCCAAGCGUGACAUCGUACAGUGGAUGACUCUCUCAAAGGUUUUAAGUGAGCGAGGUACCCAACCGCUUGGUGAUUUCGAGGUUCAAUACAUCUAUCACCCUGUUGGACUGCAAGCUUUAGAAAAGUUCCGUAAAGACCUGGAAAAAGCUGGAGAAAUCAUUGAUGAACGGAAUAGAACAAGGGAGACACCAUACACUUACCUUCAUCCAAGAGAAGUGCCGAACUCGAUCAGCAUCUGACGGAGGCAUUCUACAUCUGAUCGUACGGCAUUAUCAGGAACGGUGCCGUUAAUCUGUGACAAUCCCGACCUUUCGUUGGAGAACGCGAACGCUUAUUUACGACGUUAGUUGAUUUUGGAAGAGACUUUUGGUCCCGUCGUCAUGGUCGUAAGACUCUGUCCUGCAAUGCAAAUUGUGUGACAUGAGAUUUUUUUUCGUUUCGCAUCUGCAACGGAAACAUUCAAUAUGCGUUUCGUGUGCAAAAUUCUGGUUGCUACUAUGGUAACAGCGAUAUAUCCGAUCUAGGACGACUUUCCAAAGCCACAUUAAAAAGCGAAAGAGUGGGCAAGUACGUUACGUAUAGGCCUAUGUAACGUUAUAAGGGUGUAAAAAACGAUGUUUAAAAUACUGAAAAGGAGGAUAUGUUUUCAAUACUUGUAGGGUUACACAAGCUAAAUACUUGUUAAGAGAUGCAUUUUCAUAAUCUGGAAAAGCCUUGCUUCCCUUGUUUAGGGUGCUUUUCGAAACCGCAUGGUCGUGCCUGGUAUCCACUCAUCAAUGGAAGUGGUCCCCCCGGGAAUUCGAAUCUAAUCCCCAUUUCUGGGGAAAGUAAAACAUAAUGCCCAUUACAUUGUGUGCUAGAGGCAUAUCGUUUGUGUAGGAGUAAACAAAAGAAAAAACGUCAGACGUAUACAUGCUGUGUACAUAAUCAACGCAUGCGAAAUGGUUUCGGCGGGAGAGGUGAUUUGACCCAUGGAAUCAAUUGCCAGAGAUCCACCAAUAAUCCACAUUAAAUGCAAUAUCGAUUCGAUGGACUGUAAUGAUCUAUAUCUAAGCCUUAAUUCAGUAACUUUUUCCUCACUCAAUAUGUACUCGAUUUGUUUUAAAAACCACUUUCUUAUCCAUGUCAUAAUCUAUAGGUCCUGCAUUUCGAAUAUCUCCAGCCAUCAGUCGUAAUGUACAUGCAUGUAUGGUGCGGGUGUCGCGGGAAAGAAUUUUGCACACGAAAAGCAGAUCUGUAGGGCCUGUAACCCCCCUGUAACACAAAGCUUAGCAUUGAUUGUAGAGCAGUUUUCUACGUUUGAUUCUAUUGACUAUAAUGUACAAUCAAUCUUAAAAAUCAAGUGUAUGAUUAAGCGUUAACUUUUGUGUUAGGGGGCCCUAAUAUUAGCGUCCGUGAUGAUUGCGAAAUGUGGCUAGUACUGACCAGGAACGGCCAUGCAGGAACCAAGGCACGCGCGCCCCCAUUUGGCAAAAAGUACAAAAUUACACAUAAAGUUAAACAUUUAUAUCUAAACAACGUUCCUAUUGAACAUGUUGAACAGUUUGAACAAGCGUUUAAAGUUUUAAACGACUGUGCUUAAUUCAUUGAAGAUAACAUAUCAAUAAUCAAAUUUGGUUGUUUAAGAUUUUAUGCAGUUCAUAUUGUAAUUUGAUUUUUACUGUGUGUAUAUAUUGUAUAUUUUGUUGCACAAUCGUCUGAUAUAAUUUAUACAGGCACUGAACUUAACAGAGUUCGGCUACCCCUAUUGCAAUUGUCUUGAAUUUUCUUCCCGCUAUUAUCAUGCUUCUGUUGAGCUUUUCGUCAACAUUUUAAUGCCAUACGACAAGUUAGGAGAUCUGACAACUUUCCUUGUUUUCGAUUGGUUGAGAGGGUGAUUGUCGAAUAUAGCAAAAUUUGUAUAGG
This is a messenger RNA of Lytechinus pictus (painted urchin), 4718 nucleotides long. RefSeq names its product polyunsaturated fatty acid 5-lipoxygenase-like. Gene Ontology annotation, molecular function: oxidoreductase activity, acting on single donors with incorporation of molecular oxygen, incorporation of two atoms of oxygen; protein binding; metal ion binding. Gene Ontology annotation, biological process: lipid oxidation. The transcript has 13 exons. The record is from RefSeq and is a predicted model, not a curated record. The coding region runs from base 1028 to 3052 and encodes 674 amino acids. NCBI's taxonomy places the organism in Eukaryota, Metazoa, Echinodermata, Echinoidea, Temnopleuroida, Toxopneustidae.